Myotis lucifugus (little brown bat) is the source of this 3469-nucleotide messenger RNA. It is a transcript of the gene MAP2K7, whose product is annotated as mitogen-activated protein kinase kinase 7. The coding region runs from base 73 to 1536 and encodes 487 amino acids. Lineage: Eukaryota; Metazoa; Chordata; Mammalia; Chiroptera; Vespertilionidae. Gene Ontology annotation, biological process: protein phosphorylation. The record is from RefSeq and is a predicted model, not a curated record. The transcript has 13 exons. Gene Ontology annotation, molecular function: ATP binding; protein kinase activity.
GCGGUGUUUGUCUGCCGGGCUGACGGGCGGCCGGGCGGCCGGCGGUGCGCGGCGGCGGCGGCGGCGGGGAAGAUGGCGGCGUCCUCCCUGGAGCAGAAGUUGUCCCGCCUGGAAGCAAAACUGAAGCAGGAGAACCGCGAGGCCCGUCGGAGGAUCGACCUCAACCUGGAUAUCAGCCCCCAGCGGCCCAGGCCCAUUAUUGUGAUCACUCUAAGCCCUGCUCCUGCCCCGUCCCAACGAGCAGCCCUCCAGCUCCCACUGGCCAACGAUGGCGGUAGCCGUUCACCAUCUUCUGAGAGUUCCCCGCAGCAACCCACGCCCCCUGCCCGGCCCCGUCACAUGCUGGGGCUCUCAUCCACCUUGUUCAUACCCCGAAGCAUGGAGAGUAUCGAGAUUGACCAGAAGCUGCAGGAGAUCAUGAAGCAGACAGGCUACCUGACUAUUGGGGGCCAGCGCUACCAGGCAGAAAUCAAUGACCUGGAGAAUUUGGGGGAGAUGGGCAGUGGCACUUGCGGCCAGGUAUGGAAGAUGCGCUUCCGGAAGACAGGCCACGUUAUCGCUGUCAAGCAAAUGCGACGCUCGGGGAACAAGGAAGAGAAUAAGCGGAUCCUCAUGGACCUGGAUGUGGUACUCAAGAGUCAUGACUGCCCCUACAUCGUGCAGUGCUUCGGGACCUUCAUCACCAAUACGGAUGUCUUCAUUGCCAUGGAGCUCAUGGGCACCUGUGCGGAGAAGCUGAAGAAGCGGAUGCAGGGUCCCAUCCCUGAGCGGAUCCUGGGCAAGAUGACGGUAGCGAUUGUGAAGGCACUCUACUACCUGAAGGAGAAGCAUGGUGUGAUCCACCGGGACGUCAAACCCUCCAACAUCCUGCUGGAUGAGCGGGGCCAGAUCAAGCUCUGCGACUUCGGCAUCAGUGGCCGCCUUGUCGACUCCAAGGCCAAAACACGGAGCGCUGGCUGCGCUGCCUACAUGGCACCUGAGCGCAUUGACCCCCCGGACCCCACAAAGCCAGACUAUGACAUCCGGGCUGACGUGUGGAGCCUGGGUAUCUCUCUGGUGGAACUGGCAACAGGACAGUUUCCCUACAAGAACUGUAAGACGGACUUCGAGGUCCUCACCAAGGUCCUGCAGGAAGAGCCCCCGCUCCUGCCCAGUCACAUGGGCUUCUCGGGGGACUUUCAGUCAUUCGUCAAAGACUGCCUUACUAAAGAUCACAGGAAGAGACCAAAGUAUAAUAAGCUACUUGAACACAGCUUCAUUAAGCGUUACGAGACGCUGGAGGUGGACGUGGCGUCCUGGUUCAAGGAUGUCAUGGCGAAGACCGAGUCACCGAGGACUAGUGGAGUCCCACCCAGCUGCCCGCCACGGGAGACCUGGGAACUGGAUGGCCGCCGAGGGCUGAGGACAGAAAGUAGGGGAUGCCAACCCAACCCCGACUCCCUACCCAGCAGCCAUGGACAGAUGGGCCCACCAGGCCCUAGCCCUUCCAGUCCUGGGGUCAGCCGGCUGUACAAGUCCCCCCAACAGACACUGUGAACAGAAGACAGCAGCAGGCCAUGAGCAGACUUGCUAUUUAUUCAGUUGUAACCCCUGGGCUGGGGUGGCCACCAGGGGCCAGGAGAGAGUCACCCUUCUUGCAUCCUCCCCAUGCUGUCCCUUCCACCUUUGUGGUACACAUGCUCCCUGUCUCUAUCUGCCUCUGUCACCUCCCUUGAUGCCUCUCUGGUUUUCCCUGUCUCCCUUCCUGUAUCUGCCUCUCUCCUGGCCCAAGCCCAGGCUCUGUUACCCACAGCAGGACUCCUCGGUCCACUUAGGUCUGUGGUGAGCAAUGAGUCCUUUGGCUGGCAUCCUCGUCCCAGGAAGGCAGGCUGGGCAUUAUGACUGCAGCUGACCCAGGCUGUGGGGGCUCUGGCGCUUGUGCGCGCGGCUCUCUCUCUCUCUCUCUCUCUCUCUCUCUCUCUCUCUCUCUCGCGCGCGCGCGCUUGUGCGAGCGGCGCUCUCUCUCUCUCUCUCUCUCUCUUUCUCUCUCUCUUUGAUCUCAGGGGGUCCUUUUUGGAAUUUAUUGUAUUUUAUUGUACUUGGUGGGGUGUUUGGGGGAUGGGGGAGGAAGAAGAGCUUGUUCUCAUGGGGUUUGUCAGUACCUUCAGAAACUUUUACCAAAGUCAUGUUUAGCUGCUGUGGUAUAGCCCUCAAGCUCCUGUGGGCAUUGGGGGGUUGGAGCCAGGUAGAGGCCUGGGCCACUGUGCCUUGUCAGCCUGUUCUGGAGAGACUAUUCCCAAAGGUGGGGGCUGGGGGUGGGGCUCCUCCCUUGGGGCUGGAGACUGGCCACAGCUUGGGGUGAAUUGAGGACCCCAGGCUGUGUGGAGGAGCCCACAGGGCUGUGGCCACACAGGGUGGCCUUCAGGGAAGGUGGGUAUGGGGCAUGGUGGGAGGCAGUAAAUGCUGCUAUGGCAGGAGAAGGGAGUGAAUGACAGUAGUGGGGGUCACAAGGCCCAGGGAGGCAGGGAUUGAGUGUAUAGGGAAUGGAUGUGGGGGUUCGAGGAUGUGUGACAGGGACAGAAGUGGAGCGGGCCUAGGGCUGGGGGUGUGAAGGCAGUCAUGCCCUCACAGUGCCCCUGAGCAUCCCUCAACUUCCCCAGAGCUGGCCAGUCCCCAGCCCACCUUGAGGAUAGGCCAUGGGGCCCCUCUCCCCCCCACACCCCUCAGCAGCAGUCAGAGCAGGAAGGGGGGUGUUUCCUUUUUUGUUGGUGAUGCAUGCAAAUCAGUGGACAAACAUACACACACCAACCAACGCCAAAGGUGAUGAACUCCCUGGAUGUAGCUGGAGCAAUGUAGACUCAGCAUAGGCAUCACUGUAACCUCUCUCUAUCCUAUUGACUCUUGUUACUCUUAACAUAGUCACAAAAGGCCGCAUGUUUAAAAAGUACUCCUUGUCUUCUCUCUGCUCCCCCCAGGGGGUUGGGGUGGCCACCUUUCUUGCCCAAAUCCCCCUUGUGACUGGAUGGGGCAAGGUAGAGGUAGGUGGGCAACAGGCCUGGCUCCACCCUCGGCGGGGGUCCCAGCCACGGGGGCUUUUGCCCAUAACCAGAAGGUCAAGUGGCUCGUUCCAGGGGCAACAAAAGUCAGAGGCCGGCUGCCCGGUUUAUUUUAUUUAACUUAAUUUUGUUUAUGAGUGUGUGUCUGCCUGUCCCUCCCCUUCAGUGUUAAGUGGGAGCCCUGAGGGAGCCUCUCCUCCCCCCACCCGCCUCUCCCCUGUUUCCUCCCUCUAUCUCCAGUCACCAGCCGUCCUUCUGGACCAGGCAGAGGGUUGAGCGGGCAGGCAGGAGCCUGAGGCGACUUGGCCCAGCCCACCAGCCCAUGACCCCUUCUCAGGCCACCAGUAUUGUCCCUUCCCUUUUUAAAAUGAAACACCCUUGUUUGUAAAUCCUUAGAUGCUUGAGAAUAAAACCCCUCCCUUUUCUUCCACUGA